Molecule: messenger RNA, 4697 nt
Organism: Molossus molossus (Pallas's mastiff bat)
Lineage: Eukaryota; Metazoa; Chordata; Mammalia; Chiroptera; Molossidae
Product: polypeptide N-acetylgalactosaminyltransferase 4
Exons: 1
Coding region: 246-1979 (577 amino acids)
Cellular component (GO): Golgi apparatus
Source: RefSeq, a predicted model, not a curated record
GUGAAAAGUUGUGAGACGCGCGCGGGAGGAAGUGGUAGAGGAGUCGGAGCUAUGCCGGAGGCGGAUUACUGAGAGGUCUCGGGUGACCCCCGGGAAGCCCCUGUGGCUGGAAAGGGACCGAGGACCUGCAAGAAAGGAGGGACCUGGUCGGAAGUUUGCUCCUACCUGAGUCGGGAAAUCAAGUGGCGGAUCCCGCAGCCCUUCCCUUGCGUGGUGACUCCGGUGGCCGCGUCUGCGCCCUAGCCAUGAGGAUCCGGAUGGCCGUGAGGUGGACCUGGGCAUGCAAAAGCUGCCUGCUGCUGGCGCUUUUAACUGUGGCCUAUGUUCUGGUGGAACUCUCCGUCUCCACUUUCCAUGCCUCCCAAGGAGCUGGCCUUGCCUGGCAGCUCCCAGACCCCGGGAAGAAGGCAGAGGAUUUGUCCCGACCGCUUUAUGAGAAGCCUCCUGCAGAUUUCCAUGCACUUGGGGAGUGGGGGAAAGCCAGCAAACUCCAGCUCAACGAGGCUGAACUGAAGCAGCAAGAAGAGCUCAUUGAGAGAUAUGCCAUCAAUAUUUACCUCAGUGACAGAAUUUCCUUGCACCGCCACAUAGAGGAUAAAAGAAUGUAUGAGUGCAAAUCUAAGACGUUUUACUAUAGAAGACUUCCCACCACCUCGGUUAUCAUUGCUUUCUACAACGAAGCCUGGUCGACUUUGCUCCGCACCAUCCACAGUGUUUUAGAAACUUCUCCUGCGGUCCUUCUGAAGGAGAUCAUCUUAGUGGAUGACUUGAGUGACAGAGUUUAUUUGAAGACACAACUUGAAACUUAUAUCAGCAAUCUCAAUAGAGUCCGCUUGAUUAGAACAAAUAAGCGGGAAGGGCUGGUUAGGGCCCGCCUGAUUGGGGCCACUUUUGCUACUGGGGAUGUUCUCACUUUCCUGGAUUGUCACUGUGAGUGUAAUUCUGGUUGGUUGGAACCACUUUUGGAAAGGAUUGGUGAGGAUGAAACAGCAAUUGUUUGUCCUGUUAUAGAUACCAUUGAUUGGAAUACUUUUGAAUUUUAUAUGCAGACUGGGGAACCCAUGAUUGGCGGGUUUGACUGGCGGUUAACAUUCCAGUGGCAUUCUGUCCCCAAACAUGAAAGGGACAGGCAGAAAUCGAGAAUUGAGCCAAUCAGAUCGCCCACCAUGGCCGGAGGACUGUUUGCUGUCAGCAAGAAAUAUUUUGAGUACCUUGGAACAUAUGACACCGGAAUGGAAGUGUGGGGAGGUGAAAACCUGGAACUGUCUUUUAGGGUGUGGCAGUGUGGAGGUAAAUUGGAGAUCCACCCGUGUUCCCAUGUGGGCCAUGUAUUCCCUAAGCGGGCUCCAUAUGCUCGGCCCAAUUUCCUGCAGAACACUGCUCGGGCAGCAGAAGUGUGGAUGGAUGAGUACAAAGAGCAUUUCUACAAUCGAAACCCUCCAGCAAGGAAAGAAGCUUAUGGUGAUAUUUCUGAAAGAAUAUUACUACGAGAACGGCUGAAGUGCAAGAGCUUUGACUGGUAUUUGAAAAAUGUGUUUUCGAAUUUACACGUUCCAGAGGAUAGGCCAGGCUGGCACGGAGCUGUCCGCAGUCUGGGGAUCUCUUCUGAGUGCUUAGAUUAUAAUGCCCCUGACAGCAACCCCACAGGUGCUAACCUUUCCCUGUUCGGAUGCCAUGGUCAAGGAGGCAAUCAGUUCUUUGAAUACACUUCAAACAAAGAAAUCAGGUUUAAUUCUGUGACUGAGUUAUGUGCAGAGGUUCCUGAGCAAAAAAAUCAUGUAGGAAUGCAAAAUUGUCCAAAAGAUGGGUUCCCUGUGCCAACAAACAUCAUUUGGCAUUUUAAAGAAGAUGGAACCAUUUUUCAUCCAAACUCAGGACUGUGUCUCAGUGCUUAUCGGACAUCUGAGGGCCGACCUGAUGUUCAGAUGAGGACUUGUGAUGCAUUAGAUAAAAAUCAAAUCUGGAAGUUUGAGAACUAAAAGAGCUCAGCAGCACUUUGGUCCUGAGCUGACAAUAUAUUCAGGAAAGUCAGAGAGCCUCAGUGAAGGUUCUGUUUUAUCAGAGAUCGCCCAGUGGUCAUCUGCGAGAGCGCCUUGUAAUCUGUGGUUCAUUUCGGUAUAGAACACUGAAACUGAUGCACAGAGAGCUGCUGUUUCAUAUUGGGAAGCGCCUUACUUAUAGGUUGUUUUAUUUCAGAGCUCUGUCAAUAUGGCUUCUUCUCCUUAAAGAAGAUGACUUGAGAUACACAAAACAUUUAAGUGCCAGAUGAUAUUAAAGAAUGUAAAAAGUCCAAGUAAAAUAAGAGAUGAUUUAUGUUGAUGGGUAAGUUCACUGCACAUCCCUCUUUUUUUUUUUUUUUAACAAAACUCAAAUGUGCAGUUUGAGCUAUAGCUGUUUUGAUUGUACAUAGAAUUUGAAUUUCUUUAGACAGCACAUUAAAUUUUAGAUUUUGUUCAUUUUUUAUUCUAAUUUUUAAAAAUCAAAUGGAAAUCAAAAUAAAUUGAUUUUAAGGAGAAAGGCCUGGUUUAGAUAUGCGUGUCAUUAGAAGAGGGCAUUCGUUUGAAUGUGAGUUUAGAGGUCUUUUUAACACAUAGACAUCUCAGAAAAAUAUACCCAUAGCUGAAUGAAAUGGAGAGAUCUUUGCAUUCAACACUUUGUAAACUUGAGCUGUUGGACUUAACUGAUCUAUACUGAUACCUCAAAUCACUUUGAUUUCUUAACCUAUCCUGUCUGUGAACUUGUUUGUGUAUUAGGGCAUUUUCAGAUUGCAUUUCUUUAAGUUAUGAAUGUACUUGUGAGGGACUCAUUCAGAAUACUGUACUUCCUUCCCUUUGUUUAAUGCUUAAUCACUUAAAGUAAAUACAAUUGAGGCCUCUCAGAAGUUGACAGUUUAAACCUAACUGUGUUUACUGAAACGUGUGAAACCGAAAGUAGGCCCUGUUUUGCAAAGGCUGCUGGACUCUUCUGUGAGUUCUUGCUGAUUAGGGCAUUUCAGGAUUUAUUUUAAGAAGACAAGGGGAAAAGCCUGUCUUGACAAUGGGGACUGCUGCCUUCCAGCUUGUUUUCAGCCUGGCACUUAGUUAGCUUUUUCAGUAAGUGGGAGAAUGACUGACUGGCUCCGCCCAGGAAUGUGACUUUGGUCUUGUGACUUUGACCAAAUGACUCAGUUUGGGCCUCAGUUUCCUCAUCUGCAAAAUGUAGCUGCUGGAUUAGGUCUUGAAGGUCCCUUCCAGCUUGGAAAUGUUAUGAUUAUACCUUACACCCAUCUCAGAUUCAUUCAUUGUGCAAUCUUUACAACACUUUUUAUCUCUUCACUUUCAAUAUAGGUAAUGUUGUUGAGCAACGUUCAGUCCGUUUAUGAAGCUGGAAAAGAGAAAUGGUUGUAAAACUUGAGUGAGCUGCGCUCACCCUGCAGUGGCUUAUUUUAGAUUGAGUGGAAAGUUGUUGUGGUCACUGUAUUCAUUUCAUUUUGACAGUUGUUGAACCAAUUUUUGUUUCUAUCUUUAAUCUUUCCAACUGGAAGUCACCUUUUGGGCUAAGGAUAUAACUAUUUCCCAAACUAAAUAAUUUGAGAAGUAGACACACUGAGAAGUAUUUUUACUGGUUGUAUUCCAAUGUGAUAUAGAGAUCACAGGAUAAAUUCAGAAUUAUAUAUCAAUUAGUUCCCUUUGGUCUAGAUUUUUGAAAAAUGCAUGCUUCGUAAAGAACUAGUCUAUAGUACUCAUAUGAAAAGUUGUUUUCAAUGUCUACUUAAUGACCUAGAGAGCAGCAACUUUGCAAAAUCUGAAAUUAAGAAAAAAAUUUAGGAUAGCCAUUUCAAAAAGUAAAAUUGCUCAAUAUCUUGAAUAUUUUGCCUCUUUUUUGCUUCUUAAAGUGAAAAUGUGUUAUUAACUGUCUGUAAAUUAUCUAGCAACCUCAAAUUUUAUCAAAGAAUUGCCCAGAUUCCAUGUGCUGUGUGCAUGGUCCUGGGUGUAAUUUAAAGGAGGACUUAUAAUAGUGCUCUGAAUUUUACAGAAGAGUUGACUGAGAAUAGAUAUUCUCCUAAACCUACCCUCUCCCCUUGCUCAGUCUGCCAUUUUUAAAUUAUUAAAUUACCUUUUAUUUUUAAAAAUGUAUUUUUGUUGUUCUUCUUAGCCCCCUAUCAACUGGGAGAACUAAAAUUGAUAUAUUUUGGAAGUACUUAUUGGAGUUAUUUUUAUUCUAGUAUCUUGCUGCUCACAUCAAGAGGGAAAGGGAGACUGAAAAGUAAAGUAGUGCUUAAUUCUUUAUUUACCUUUGGUCUAAAUUUCAGGGCAUGAUCCAUUCAUCUUUUUAGAAGAAAUGUUAGGCUAGUGCUUUAUUUUUAUCAAUAAUUUUGAGCAGUUAGGCUGUUCACGUAGGUAACAGAAGAAUGAGGGUUUCACUUUUCAUACAUAGACAAUUCCAAUUUAAUUCUGAAAGCACACUAUAAAACCACAAACAAAAUAUAUUUUGAUGCCCUACUUCUAACUUAUUGGUACCAAAGCUCUCUUUUGUUGUGGAUAAUUAAGAAUUGACCUUUUAAGUUAGUUUACAUGGUUACUAACAGUUUUAGUAAAAUAUUUGCUAGACAAGAAGUUUCAAUCUUAAAUGGCCAGUCACUAUGUCAUUUAGUAUCCAUGUCUAUGAAUAGUUUUACCAUCUAAAUAGGCAUUUUUAGAAGUUAGUGUGUGUGUGUG